Messenger RNA from Kwoniella shivajii, 555 nucleotides. RefSeq lists its product as uncharacterized. The coding region runs from base 1 to 555 and encodes 184 amino acids. NCBI's taxonomy places the organism in Eukaryota, Fungi, Basidiomycota, Tremellomycetes, Tremellales, Cryptococcaceae. The transcript is spliced from 3 exons. The record is from RefSeq and is a predicted model, not a curated record.
AUGUCAGCUCCGAGAUCAAUUCCAUCCAUCCCAUCUUUAGCAGAAUUACAAAAACGUUCAGAGCAAUUCACUUCUUCUGGGACAUCUUAUCUUCCAUCUUAUUCACCUUCAUUAGAUAAACUUAAGGAAAACUUUCUUUCAUCGGAAGACUUGCCAAUACCUGAAAAAAGCAUUUACAGUGAUAUAUCCACUACUCAAUCGAGCAAACUACCUCGUAGUAGUAUCGGAUACGACAUUCAAGGUCACGCUCGUGAUCAAAGUCAAAGUACAUCAUGGUAUAUAGAACCACCACCUGAAUCUCAUGAAAACGAUUUUGAUCUUCAUCAUGAUCCAAUUCAUAGAGCUGGAACAAGUCGUAAACUGAUUAAAAGUCAUAAAGGGUUUAAACCUGUUCAGGAAGGUUUACCUUUUGAAAAGCCAAUACCAUCAAUGGUCAAAAGUAGGAUCUACGCUGAGAGCGUUUCUAGUUUAACACAACCAUGCAUCAAGGAUAUGCGUGAAAACAAAGAUGAAACAACUUGGCUCGAUUGGAUCACUUGUCGAAUCUGUACUUGA